Messenger RNA from Panonychus citri (citrus red mite), 3701 nucleotides. RefSeq names its product ABC transporter G family member 23-like. Bases 199 to 2367 code for a protein of 722 amino acids. The record is from RefSeq and is a predicted model, not a curated record. The transcript has a single exon. Gene Ontology annotation, cellular component: membrane. NCBI's taxonomy places the organism in Eukaryota, Metazoa, Arthropoda, Arachnida, Trombidiformes, Tetranychidae. Gene Ontology annotation, molecular function: ATP binding; ABC-type transporter activity; ATP hydrolysis activity.
AAUAUACUAAUAGAUUUAUAUUUAAUUGUCUAUUGAUCAACAAUUAAGGUUUACUCAGCUUUUUUAAUUACAUUGAGAGAUAUGAUUGUUAACAAAAUUAAUAUUUAAUUUAGUUUAAAAAUCAAUCCUCAAGUUAUAACAACAAAAUAACAUCAAGUUGAUUGUCAAAGUGAUUAAGUUAAUUGUUGCUUGUUCUUAAUGAUGGAAGAUGAUUUGAAUAAUAAUAAUGUGAAUACCAAUGGUCAUCCUAGUCAACAACAAGAUGACCUUUACCACUUUGAUGAUAAAAUUUGGCAAGAAGGAUUAAUAGCCCGUAACCUUUGCUAUGCAAUUAAAAACGUUGACAUUUUAAACAACGUUGACCUUAACCUGGCCCGAGGGCAAAUAUAUGGUCUAUUGGGUCCAAGCGGGUGUGGUAAGACAACCCUUUUAAGGUGUUUCAUUGGAUCAAUAAUACCCCAGGUGGGUGACCUAUUCAUUUUUGGACAUCGACCUUACGACUUUGAACUUGGUAUACCAGGUCCUCGAUUGGGUUACAUGCCCCAGGAAAUUGCCCUUCACGGUAACCUAACCACUUACGAAAAUGCCAUUUACUUUGGUCUGAUAACCCAAAUGUCCAGAGGUCAACUAACCUCUCGAAUUGAUUAUCUUCUUGACCUUCUCAACUUGACACCCUUUAGAAACUAUUAUGUCCGUCAACUUUCCGGUGGUCAAGCUCGCAGAGUUUCCCUAUUGGUCACCCUUAUCCACGAGCCACCAUUGAUUAUACUUGAUGAACCAACGGUCGGUGUUGACCCUUUACUACGGGAAACCUGUUGGUCAUAUUUGGUCAAUUUAGCGGAAACCAAAGGCUGUACCAUAAUCGUUUCAACUCAUUACAUUGAAGAGGCUCGUCGUGCCCAUCGUAUUGGUUUCAUGAGGAAAGGUCGGAUUAUCGUUGAAGAUGAACCCAAUCAAUUAAUGUCCAGUCACAAAGCGACCUCACUGGAAACGGUUUUCCUUAACCUUUGCUCAGUUAAACGGAAAAGCACAAUGGUCAAUCCUAGAGACUUAAAACUAUUCCAACAACGUAUGGCUCGAGAGGGUAAAAAUAUCACAUUAGGUCACAAUCCGUAUAAAACUUGUUUCCCGUGUCUUCUUCCUGGUCCGAGAAGCUUAAAAACUGACCAAUCGAAAGCAUCUUCAUUAUCAUCGCUGUUGAAAAUUUGGUUUACCCUUUGGUUAGGAUUAACUCGUAACAAUAUACGAAAUGAGUUUCGUGAUCCAUUAGUUUUAUGCUGCCAAUAUCUUGUUUCCAUCUGGAUGAUCCUUUUAUUUUACUUUGGUAUCGGUAAUCCUCCGUCGGGAAUUAGAAUGGCCUUUGUUAACGAGGAUUCCUCAUUCUUUAGCCUUAGUGGCUCGUUCAUCGAUUCACUGGACAGCCAAAUGUUCAUAAAGCAACCAUAUCAAUCUUUCAAUGAAGCGAUAACCGAUGCCAGGUCAACCCCGUUCUGGGGUGUCCUUUGGGUACCAUCAAAUUUCACUGAGACCCUUUUACUUGAUAAAACAAUGGCCGAUGUUUCAAUUGAAUCAAUUCAAUCAGGUCAAAUGAAAAUCUCCGUUGAUAUGGCCAAUAAAUUGGUUUCCGCGAUGUGCCUUCGUAGUUUAGUCAAUGGUUUCAUCUCUUUCAUUGGUGAUACCAUGAAAUCUUUUGGUCUAGAUGAAAGGUUAACAUCAUCACCGAUCGUUAUUGAUCAGGUCAUUUACGGGAAAAAUGUCUCUAGAGAUUAUAAUGAUUUCCGCCGGACAAUGUUCCCCGGGUUCGUUAUCAAUGUUACCCUAACAUUGUCCAUGGCUGUCAGUUCAAUUGGACUGAUUCAAUUAAGGAAAAGUAAUACAUUUGAACGGCUACUCGUCUCUGGACUGACCAAAGAGACCAUUUUACUUGUCCAUUGUGCGACUCGAAUUUUUUUAACAAUCCCUUUUGUCGCUGUUGUCACUUGUCUACAAUUCUGGUUAAUUGGUGUCGAUUAUCCCGAAUCACUUGGAAUCGCAUUCUUAGUUUAUACUUUACAAAUUAUCCUUGGUAUUGUGGCCGGUAUUGUGCUUUCCGGUUUAUCGAAGGAAGUUGUCGCCUCUCUUUACGCUGUUUCCGGUUUCUUUAUCGUCUUCCUUGUUUCAACGGGCUCUAUUUGGCCUAUUGAGGCCAUUUCACCUUCAUUUAGAUGGAUUUGCUUUUGUUUACCUGGAACAGGAUCAGUUGAAGCUUAUCGAAGUUCAAUCUAUCGAGGGUGGGGUUUAGGUCAUCCAAAAAUUUGGCCUGGAAUUUGUAUCGACACACUUUGGCUUAUCGGGACACUUAUAAUCGGCCUUAAAGUAUUCAAAUGACAACAAUCAGCUAAUUAAAUCACAAUGACAAUCAGUAAAGUACAAAGAAUCACAAUCAAUCAAGAUUGCAACUGUAAUUGAGAGUGAGAGUAACAAAUGAUAAUAUUUCAAUUUAGAAUCCAAAUUUACAAAAGAUUAUAAUGAUUAAGGAUUCUAUUGGUUGUGUUUAAUUGUCACAAUAGAUACAAACAAUUAAUUCAAUCAGGUUCAUCUUUACAUGAUGACCUUUGUCCAGUUAAACUUUGAGAGACGGAAAAGUUUGACCUUUACCUUUUAUUGUUUAUGAUGAUUAUGGUUUUGGAAUUUUUUUUUUCUCUUUCUGUUUCGUAUUGAUCAAGAUUGUGAUUAGAUGAUUAUGAUUUAAGCUUAUGAGAUUAUCUUGAUUAGACAGGAUAUUUAUAUGAGAGGUUAAUCCUUACGGAUUUAAAAGAUAACCAUGAAGAUGAGAGAUGAGAGAUGAUGACAAGAUAGUCAUUUAGUGUGAACUAUUCAUCUUAUCAUAUCUUCACCAUUGAAAUCCUCUUCUUCUUCUUGUCUCCAUCAUUCUGGUGAUUGUCAUCUUCUCUCAUCUUCAUCAUCAUCAUCAACAUGCUUAUCUUAACCUUUCAAUUGAUUAUCUUUUUGGAAAAUCUUAAUCUGAUUUUCAUGUCAUUCAAUUUUUAAAGGAAAAAGGAACCGUGAGAUUGUAAUUCGUUAAUUAUCAUCACAGGUGAACAAACAAUUAAAUUUUCACAACUUUUUCAUCUUCGCUUCAAUUAAAUGAAGAAAAAAAUUUCCACUAAAAGUAAACCAAAUCUUCAUUUAAUCCAAAUUACGAUUAAUAAGUUUUUCCUCGAUUUUAUUAACUUCGGAUUAAGAGUAAUUGUUCUUUCCGAUAGAUGUCACUACUUUUUCGAAAAAAGUUUUUUUAAUUAUCCGAUAGAUGGAACUAGUGAACAGAAAAUUUAGUUGAGAAUUUGAAUUGAGAGAGAAAACUUUUUCUUCUUUUUUUAGUUUUUUUUUGUUUCAAAAAAGUUCAAUCGAAUUUAAUUUACAACCAACAUCAAUCAUGAGUGAGGAGAUCGAUUGAAAUUAUAUAAUUUGUUUUUCUCCCAAACGGAGAAGCGAAAAAAAAAAUGAAAACGAAAUUAACCAAUUUAAUUAAUCGGUUAAAAGUAAACGUUAGAAACAAUUGUUGAUUCAACAAGUUUUAAAAUAAACAUUUAAAUGAUAUUAAAAGUAAACAAUUCUAAUGUAUAAAUGAAUUGAUGUUCCUACUGCAAUUUAGUUGAUUAGAUUGACAAUUAAGCAAGAAAAAAAUAGAGAGAGUAACAUAAUUUUCCCACACAAUUGGA